AUGAAGAAGAAGAACCAUGUCUUGUUCUUCUUAUUCUUCUUUCACUUACCAUGUCUUUCAUUGAGUCUCAACCACCACAACGACACCCAUGCACUCACCCUCUUCCGCAGCCAAGCCGACUUACACGGCUCCCUCCUCCAAAACUGGACCGGCGGCGACGCCUGCCCCGCCGCAUGGCGUGGCGUCCGCUGCUCCCCAAACGGCCGAGUCACAUCACUCUCCCUCCCUUCCCUCAACCUCCGAGGAACCAUUGACCCACUCACACCCCUCACCCACCUCCGCCUCCUCGACCUCCACGAAAAUCGCUUAAACGGCACCGUUUCGCCUCUCCUCUCAAACUGCACCAACCUCAAGCUCCUCUACCUCGCCGGAAACGACUUCUCCGGCGAGAUUCCGCCGGAAAUAUCCUCGGUAAAAGGCCUCCUCCGCCUUGACCUCUCCGAUAACAACAUACAUGGAAAUCUCCCAAAAGAACUUUCCCAUUUGACUCAGCUUCUAACACUGAGGCUCCAAAACAACGUGCUCUCAGGUCACAUACCUGAUCUUUCAUCUUCAAUGGUGAACCUCAGGGAACUUAACAUGACCAACAACGAGUUCUAUGGACAGUUACCAAACCCAAUGCUCAAAAAGUUCGGUUAUGAAAGCUUCUCUGGUAAUGAAGGACUAUGUGGUGGUGGUUCAACUCAAUUACCGGUUUGUUCUUCCACUGAAACAACCCCACCUUCUUUUUCUGAACCGGUUCAAACCGUUCCUUCAAACCCAAGCUCGUUGCCACAAACAAGCGUUAUAGCAAGACCUGAAAACCAACAACAACAACAACAUAAAGGGUUAAGCCCUGGAGCCAUUGUUGCCAUUGUUGUUGCAAACUGUGUGGCUUUGUUGGUGGUGACAUCUUUCGUUGUUGCUCAUUGUUGUGCUAGAGGUAGAAGCUCUAAUUCCUUUGUGGGUAGUGGUGAGAGUGGGAAGAGAAAAAGUGGGAGUAGUUAUGGGAGUGAGAAGAAGGUUUAUGCCAAUGAUGGUGGUGGUGGUGGUGGUUGUGAUAGUGAUGGAACAAAUGGUACUGAUAGGAGCAAGCUUGUGUUUUUUGAUAGGAGGAGUGAGUUUGAGCUUGAGGAUUUGCUUCGUGCUUCUGCGGAGAUGCUUGGGAAGGGUAGUUUGGGAACUGUUUAUAGGGCAGUGCUUGAUGAUGGAUCCACUGUUGCUGUUAAGAGGCUUAAGGAUGCUAACCCUUGUGCUAGGAAUGAGUUUGAACAGUAUAUGGAUGUGAUUGGGAAGCUUAAGCACCCUAAUAUCGUUAGACUCAGAGCUUAUUACUAUGCCAAGGAAGAAAAGCUUCUUGUCUAUGAUUAUCUCUCCAAUGGAAGCUUGCAUGCCCUUCUUCAUGGGAAUCGAGGUCCGGGAAGAAUUCCAUUGGAUUGGACAACAAGAAUAAGCUUGGUGUUAGGGGCAGCAAGAGGGCUUGCUCGGAUUCAUGCAGAGUAUAGUGCAGCAAAAGUGCCUCAUGGGAACGUGAAAUCAUCCAAUGUGCUUCUUGACAAGAAUGGUGUUGCUUGCAUCUCUGAUUUUGGGUUGUCACUGCUUUUGAACCCGGUUCACGCCGUUGCAAGAUUGGGAGGGUACAAGGCUCCUGAACAAGCAGAACAGAAGAGGCUAUCUCAACAAGCAGACGUGUACAGUUUUGGGGUGUUGUUGUUGGAAGUUCUUACAGGGAAAGCACCUUCAUCACAAUACCCUUCACCAGCACGUCCUCGUAUGGAUGAAGAGGAACAACAAGCAUUGGAUCUUCCAAAAUGGGUUCGUUCAGUUGUGAAGGAAGAGUGGACAGGAGAGGUGUUUGAUCAAGAACUCUUGCGUUACAAAAACAUUGAGGAAGAACUUGUUUCAAUGCUGCAUGUUGGGUUGGCUUGUGUGGUUCCACAGCCAGAGAAGAGGCCAACCAUGGUACAAGUUGUCAAGAUGAUUGAGGAUAUAAGGGUGGAGCAAUCUCCUAUUGGAGAGGACUAUGAUGAAUCACGCAAUUCACUUUCACCUUCCCUUCCCACCACUGAAGAUGGGGUCUAG
Molecule: messenger RNA, 2061 nt
Organism: Gastrolobium bilobum
Lineage: Eukaryota; Viridiplantae; Streptophyta; Magnoliopsida; Fabales; Fabaceae
Product: leucine-rich repeat receptor-like protein kinase PXC1
Exons: 2
Coding region: 1-2061 (686 amino acids)
Biological process (GO): protein phosphorylation
Molecular function (GO): protein binding; protein kinase activity; ATP binding
Source: RefSeq, a predicted model, not a curated record